Lachancea mirantina is the source of this 1104-nucleotide messenger RNA. NCBI's taxonomy places the organism in Eukaryota, Fungi, Ascomycota, Saccharomycetes, Saccharomycetales, Saccharomycetaceae. The record is from the annotation of a GenBank genome assembly.
AUGACCACGAUAGCCAAAGUAAGAGCUUGGCUCGUGCAAGGAAAGGAUUUGUCGCUUUUCGAUGGUUCUGGUGAGCCCACGGAUGAUAUCGUUCAAGCUAAGCAAGUUGUGUUGGGUCCUGAUGAAAAACUCGAUUUAGACAAUGCUUCUGGUUAUGUUAUUGAUGGCGAAGACAUUCCACUGAGGAUAGUACUACAUUGUUGGCAAAAUAGAGGCUCAAGUGCAGCUGAUUAUGUGUCUGACUGUGAGAGAAAACAACUAAGGAAUGUUUCUUUUCUUCAAAGAACAGAUCUAAUACGGUGGCUUUCGGGUGAAAGCGAAAGUAGCUCGUACAUUGAAGAAGAAGCAUCAAACAGGAAGAAUGCAACUGCCGAGUUGAACGAUGAGCCUGCAUCCGUGGAAAGUGGAGUAGUCACCGAUCCUCUGCUUACAGUUGCAUUGGCCAAUGAACAAACCGUUUUGGAUCACAAUUGUUCGCUUCGUGGUUCGAAAUCUACGAACUUCAAUUAUCUAAUAAGAGAAGCAGAAUUGAAGCUGGUGCAUUCUUUGAAAAGCUCGCGUCGUAGUGGCAAAGGCGGAGAGAGUAAAGGCAUCUCGAAAGAGCCAGGUUUGCGAAAGUUACCCAAAAAAGAUCCAAUUAUCUUGAUACCCUCUGCUGCCUCGUCUAUCUUUACCGUUGACAACAUCAAACAGUUUUUGGAGGAUUCCGUGUUCAUACCGUCACGAGCUGCGGCUCCUACCAAUAAAGAUGUAACUACGGUAACGAAACAACUGGACAGAUUUGCUAAGCCGAUAAAGUUUUUAAUCGUGAACAAUACGCGACUGUUUACAAAACCAGAAUACUGGGAUCGUGUGAUUGCCGUGUUUACAACGGGUCACGCGUGGCAGUUUAACAGCUACCAAUGGUCUGAACCCAGUGAACUCUUCCAGCGUUGCAAAGGAUAUUAUUUCUAUUUUAGCGGUGACGUUGUGCCGAAACAUGUUGAACAAUGGAACGUUCAAAAGAUUGAACUAGACAAAAACAAACGGUUUAGGGACGUUGAAGUUCUUCGUCUAUUUUGGAAUAGCAUUGAAAAAGAGCUUGUUGCGCGUGGGUAUCAUUAG